CCAGUGCUCCCUUUCCCCACUCCACCCCUGAGCCAGGAGCACCAACAACAGUAACAACUAACAGGGCGACCAGAGUGGAACGGGUUGGUUCGGAGAAGUGCAGGCCCUCUGCGGGAGGGACUGGAGGCAGGCCGGCGGAGAGGAUGUGGAUCUGGUACCUGCUCCUCGGUUCGGGCUCCGGUUCCAGCUCGGUCGAAAGCCAACUGCUCCCUGGAAAUAAUUUCACAACCGAGUGCAACAUUCCAGGGAAUUUUAUGUGUGGAGAUGGAAAGUGCAUCCCUGGGGGCUGGCAGUGUGACGGGCUACCGGACUGCUUUGACGAAAGUGACGAACGAGCCUGCCCCAAAGCGAAGUCCAAGUGCGCUCCGACCUUCUUCGCCUGCGCCAGCGGGAUGCACUGCAUCAUCGGCCGAUUCCGCUGCAAUGGCUUUGAAGACUGUCCGGACGGCAGCGACGAGGAGAACUGCACCGCCAACCCUCUCCUCUGCUCCACGGUGCGCUUUCACUGCAAGAACGGCCGCUGUGUGGACCGCAGCUUCCUCUGCAAUGGGCUGGACAACUGCCAAGAUAACAGCGACGAAGAGGACUGCGAGAGCACGUCAGAAGCCGUCCCAGGACAGGACUUUGUGACGCUGGAUUACCGGCUUCGCUACCACCCCACCAUCACGUACGCGGUCAUCGGCAGUGCCGUCAUAUUUGUGCUAGUGGUGGCCCUGCUGGCCCUGGUUCUGCAUCACCAGCGCAAGCGAAAUGUCCUCCUACCCCGGGUGGCGGCGCCCCUUCACCGCCUGCACCAACCUCUGCUGCUCUCCCGCCUGGUCAUCCUGGACCAGCCGCAGCCUUGUCCGACCAGCGCCAGCGCCGCCUCAUACAGCCCAUCACGGGGCAUCCAGCUGCUGUCUGGGACCUUCUACCACUGCGACCUGGCCAUGGAGACCCCUCCUUCAUACUCACAAGCGGCCCUCGACCACAGCCGACCUCCUUGGUUUGAUUUACCUCCACCUCCUUACUUCCAUGAUGGAGAGGAUCUGCCCCCGUGCCAGUCCGGUACAGGGAGCCCCCCGAGUCAGAACAGUCCCAGCGUGGAGUGCUCUGAUCCUCCUCAGUAUGAAGGACAGUCGAGUGCGGUCUGAGUGCAGACGGCGGCCAUGGACGCACUGUAGGUGACGUGAUGAGAGCGGAUCGAGACGGACCUGAGCCGAGUCUACAAAACAAUCCAAGGAGAGCAGGAGCCCCACUAUAAGGAGAGACAUGAGCCAUAGUCGAGUUUGUCUUCUUUCCAGGCUGACCUUGUGAAUAGCAGGAUUUAGAAACGAAAAAGAAGCAACUGGUCACAAGCCUCAGGAUUUCCAUUUGGAAUUUCAAAGUUGGGAGUUUUCCGAGAGACAUUCCCAGCUUUAUUAGGGCAACCCUGGUGGGACACGGAGAAGAAAAAUGAAACCCGAGGGUUGGGAAAGGACUGUUGGGAAGCCCAGAGAGGACCUCAUCUCCUCUUUGCAUAUGUAAUACGAUAGAUGAGGCACUUUAAGGAGGAGAGCUAAGCAGCACACCUUUGGGUUUUUGGGGGCCCCACCAUCUUUGAUUAAUUUUUUUACAGACAGAGGCUGCUCACCAAGCUCAUCAUUUAAUUAGAAUCUGUGAUCUGACUGGGAGAUUCACUCAGAUGAGGGUACUAAAGGGGCACAAAGGCUAGAUAGUGACCAGUGUGAGGGGGCAAAGUGAUAAUCGUAGUGCGACAAUCGAAGGAGGGAAUGAUGGGGUGACCAUAUAGUGCCUUGAGUUAUGAUAACUAAACCCUAACCAUAGCCUGUGUCUAAUUCUCAAAUGAAAUCGGUGCCCCAGCCUGGACAGUGCCAGGUACAAACAGACAAGCAACAAACUUGAAGAGAGAAGAUCUUAUCAAAGAUCAAGCAGAUCAGGUCCACACCAUUGAACUCAAGUCUGUGACGUUUGGCACCGUUUUCCUGUUUGUACAAGGGAAGACCCUCGGCAGUGCCCUGCUUGCGUUGCUUUGUCGCGCCGUGUCAAAUUGUGCAGAGAACACCAUAGCCUGGGCUUCAUUCUGGGCAGUGCCACGUACAGGAGCUGAAUAUAGUGCCUUUCAUCACGGUGCCUAUACAAGGUAUUCAUUCACCCCCUCAAAAGUUUUCAUAUUUCAGUGCUCGUGAAUCACAGUGGAGUUAAUUUUAUGCUCAUUGGACCGUUACCAACAAAACAAGACCCUUUAAUGUCAAAGUGAAAACAAAUUAAUUACAAAUAUAAAAAUUCUAAAUAAU
Molecule: messenger RNA, 2276 nt
Organism: Polypterus senegalus (gray bichir)
Lineage: Eukaryota; Metazoa; Chordata; Cladistia; Polypteriformes; Polypteridae
Gene: ldlrad3
Product: low density lipoprotein receptor class A domain containing 3
Exons: 6
Coding region: 144-1133 (329 amino acids)
Biological process (GO): receptor-mediated endocytosis
Cellular component (GO): plasma membrane
Molecular function (GO): protein binding
Source: RefSeq, a predicted model, not a curated record